AUGAGUCUUCUUCUGUCCACGGAGAUUGAAAAUAACUCUAAGAAUGGUGGAAAUGAGUUUAUUUCGCAGGGCCGGCUAGCCGAGAUUGUCAAUGAAACAAGCGUCAAGGAGCAGCUGGACAAAUGCGACAGAAAGAAGUCCAAGAAAAUCUGGAAACUGUUGCAGAUCUUCGGCCUCUCCCCUACUCCCAAAGCCGACAACGGGAAAGAUGCAACAAAAAUUUGUGGAGAUCCAUCUUUUCAAAGGAUCAUGGCAAUUUUGGUUCUCAUCGAUCGCCCGGCAAAGGUCAGGUUAUUUCUUGAGCACCAAAUAUCGGAUGACAAGUUACCCUUUGAUCGGAAGGAUGUGAAUUAUCACGAAUGCUUCAACGGCUGGAGUCAUCUCACAAUAUCGAGGUUUCUGGAGCGCCAGGCGGCGGUAAUACCAUAUUACUUUAAGCAAGUUGAGAAGAAGAAUCGCAAGCCGAUGAGGCUUACCGAUCAUAUCCUCCCUUUUUUAUCCUUUAACAAGUACAGACACAACGGUGGAACUAGCGAGAUCUAUCGAGUCAAUAUUCACGCCGAGCAACACAACUUCCAGAGUCCUCAUGACAGUGGCCAAUUCAUCAUCAAGCAGCUGCAUGGAAACUCCCGCAGGGAUAUCUUCAAAAGAGAGUUUGCCGUGCUACGACGUUUCAGCAACAAUGCACAUCCUCACAUCGUGUCACUGCUAGUGGCAUAUGAGUGCAAUGACUCUUACAAUUUCAUAUUUCCCGAGGCAAAGUCCACUCUUGCUGAAUUCUGGAGGUCUCCAACUCCUUUCCCAGACCCAGAAAGAGGGGAGGUUCUAUUGUGGAUGAUCCAGCAAUGUCAAGGCCUUGCUGCUGGACUCUGCCAGCUGCAUCGCCAUGAGACGGAAUCUGGCCAAUCAUUACUUAACCCCGACUCGGGUUUGGCACAGAAAAAUUCCAAAAUGCAUGGACGCAUGAAGCUCUUAUACGGCUGGCAUGGUGAUAUCAAGCCGGAAAAUAUUCUCUGGUUUCCAGGUUCUAGUACGAACAUGGGAACCCUAAAAAUAGCCGACUUUGGCAUCGCCCAGUUCAGCAUCAAUCUUCGAUCGUCUCGAAAGCCUUUGGGCUUUUCGACAACCUAUUCCGCUCCCGAAUUCAGUCCAAAUCCAUUAAAUUUGACCAACGCUUUGUGUGACGUCUGGGCUCUCGGGUGCGUAUACCUUGAAGCUCUCGCUUGGGCCAUUGGCGGGCGUAAACUGCAUGGCGACCUUAUACAGAUAAAGAAGGUUUGUGAUCCAGGUUGGUUUGGUCAAAGCAGCGGUGAAGAAUUAAGAACAGAUACUUUUUUCAUGUCGCCCCGCAAUGGUCUUGUCGAGAAAGAGACACCAUAUGUUAAGCCCAGUAUUACAGAGUUUAUGGCGAAGCUGCGGAAUGACGAGCGUUGCAGCGACCUUGGGAGAGACGUCUUAAAAAUAGUAGAGAACGACAUGCUCGUUGUCCAGAUAGAAGAAGGGUCUAUCUACAGCCGAAAGAGUGAUAUGCUCAUUACCGCUAUCGACCAGAUUUUGAACAAUUAG
Molecule: messenger RNA, 1566 nt
Organism: Clonostachys solani
Lineage: Eukaryota; Fungi; Ascomycota; Sordariomycetes; Hypocreales; Bionectriaceae
Source: the annotation of a GenBank genome assembly